This is a messenger RNA of Carcharodon carcharias (great white shark), 2422 nucleotides long. RefSeq names its product FERM domain-containing protein 7-like. Gene Ontology annotation, molecular function: guanyl-nucleotide exchange factor activity; cytoskeletal protein binding. The transcript has 15 exons. The record is from RefSeq and is a predicted model, not a curated record. Gene Ontology annotation, cellular component: cytoskeleton. Bases 398 to 2422 code for a protein of 674 amino acids. Lineage: Eukaryota; Metazoa; Chordata; Chondrichthyes; Lamniformes; Lamnidae.
AACGACAAUUCUGAUGUCGGAAUGAGCAUUCAAGUUACUAUGUAUUCACAUUACAGAGCUCCUGAUAAUGAUCACAUCAGGCUGAAGUACCAAGCAGUGUCUGAGGAACAUCACCAGCUUCCCUGUAAAUUCCCCCUUUUGUGCUGAGUGAAAUCAGGAUGCUUCGCUGGGAUUGUUCCUGGAUUUGAUGCAGGUCGUCUUUUCUGGCAUCGUUUUCCAUACAAAAUCUUUCUCUUGAGGACUGCAGCUUUCAAUCUUUUGUCAUCAAUUGCAAUCAGUUAUUGGGACACAUUAGGACUUAUGUGAAGGCGAAAGGAGAUCCAGGCACAGAAAAGCCUUUGAGAUUGUUCAGCAUUGACCUAGUGAAAAGGCAGCAUUUCAGUAAUCAAGUGAGAAGAUGUUGCAUCUGAGAGUCCAGCUUUUGGAUGACACGUAUGAAGUAUUUGAGGUGGCGCAAAAAGCCACUGGGAAGACUCUUUUCGACUGUGUCUGCCACCACCUGAACCUCGUUGAGGAGGACUACUUCGGAGUGGAAUUCAACAAUCGCUAUGGGAACGUGGUUUGGUUGGAUCUCUUAAAACCUGUUUUGAAACAAAUCAAAGGCGAGAAGAGGGUUCUGUUCCAAUUUGUAGUGAAAUUCUUUCCACCUGAUCUGGGGCAGCUACAAGAUGAAUUGACAAGGUAUCUGUUUGCUCAGCAAAUCAAACGGGACCUGGUUGCUGGGAGACUUCAUUGCAAUGACAACAGUGUCGCACUAUUACUGUCUCACAUCAUCCAGGCUGAGGUUGGUGAUUUUGAUGAAGAACUGGACAGAACACAUUUACAAACUAAGAUAUAUAUUCCAAACCAGGAACGCCUGAUUCACAAAAUAAUGAAUUUUCACCAGAAACUCGGUGGGCUGACAUCAGCAGAAUCUGAAACUCGCCUCUUGGAGACAGCUCGGAAGUUGGAGAUGUAUGGCAUCAGACUUCAUCCAGCCAAUGAUGGAGAAGGAACACAAAUCAAUCUGGCUGUUUUACACAUGGGCAUUUUGGUUUUUCAGGGCAAAACGAAGAUCAAUACUUUCAACUGGGCCAAAAUACGCAAGCUGAGUUUUAAGAAGAGGCAUUUCUUUAUCAAGCUCCAUUCUAACAUUUUUACCACCUCAUGCAAGGACUCCUUGGAAUUCCUGAUGGCAAGCCGCAAUACAUGCAAGCACUUCUGGAAGACUUGCGUUGAGUAUCAUGCCUUCUUUAGGCUCCCUGAGGAACCCAGAUCGAAGCCUAAACCCAUAUUUUACAGUAAAGGAUCCUGCUUCCGGUACAGUGGAAGAACUCAGAAACAACUGGUUGAGUAUCUGAACAAGGGAAAUUUCAAGAAGGUGCCAUUUAAAAGGUGGCCAUGUAAUGUACAGUCUGAGGAAGAUUCAUCAGUAACAGGCCUCGAGCUGGGGAGACAGGUCAAGGAAUUGACACAUGACCAUGGGGACACUGGGCAUUCAGGAGACACCCAGGUUAAGAUGCGGCAGAGGCCAGCACAGAGGGGGAGGAAGGAGUCGGCAGUGGAUAUUAUAUUUACCACCGAACUGGAGCGGUCCAAACCCGAGGCUGACCCAGCAUUAGAAACCUUCUCCAGCAGCAAUGUCUCCACUUCCUACCUCAGUGACAAUGAUACUGAGACCACGAAGGAUCCUGUCCAAUUUCAAAAAAGCAGGCAACACUUUCGAAGUAACAAGACCAGGAUGGAUACUGAUACAGAAGAGUUAACAUGCAGGAACUCACCUGAAUUCACAACUGGGAGCCAACAUAUCAGUGAUAAUUUCCCGAAUUUGGACAUUUUUAUGUGCAGAUCUCUUCGGGUGCCCAGACACACUUCAACAGAUGAGAAAAUGGUUCGGCCUUCAGGUAUGGCUCGCCCAGUCAGCCUGCCUGCUCACAGCUUCUUAGUCAAUCAUGGGCUUUACCAACAAGCUAUGAUGAGGGGUCGCUAUGGCAAUACUCUGAACGCAGUGAAGGAGGAGGAGAGCCAGCAGGAUGACAGCCUGCAGCCUUCCAAAAGAUCACACAGCCAGUCAGAUAUGAAAACACUUGGCCUAGUACAUGUGCCAGAGUUAAGGCCCAUGGCUCAUUACCUGCCCCUGGGUUGGAGACAGAGCCCCAAUAAACCGAGGCCUGUGCAUCCAGCACACAUGAUGCUACAGCGCAAGGAGGCCCUUCAAACAACAGAAAGAUACAUCAGCAGUGGCACAGAAUCUAGUGAUUCAGACUCAGAAAUAAUUAGUCCCUACUUUCAUCCUCGUCUAUUUGGCAAAGCUCUUAGAUCUUCAGUGCUGAAGGGAGGCCAAUUUUCCUCAGCCUGCCUCCAGUCAGGUGAAGGUGCUUCAUUUGAUUUGAAUUCUGCUGAAGGGCUGAGUCACUUGACGAUAUACACUGAUUUCAUUUAA